Molecule: messenger RNA, 1539 nt
Organism: Drosophila serrata
Lineage: Eukaryota; Metazoa; Arthropoda; Insecta; Diptera; Drosophilidae
Gene: cN-IIIB
Product: cytosolic 5'-nucleotidase IIIB
Cellular component (GO): cytoplasm
Molecular function (GO): 5'-nucleotidase activity; magnesium ion binding
Source: RefSeq, a predicted model, not a curated record
AACGCGGAAGCAGGGUGGAACGCAGAAUCGCAACCGCAAAUGUUUACUCCCGCACAUUUUGUGGCGUUAGCUUAGUUCUAUUUAUUUAUUUAUAAAUAAAAAAGCUUGUGGUAUCAUUAGAGAGCUUCGAUAGUCAGCUGAUAAGCACCCGCACCCAGCGUCCAGAGUCGCUGCACAACAAAAAUUGGCAAAUCCAAAAAGAAAACACCUCCAAGAUAACGCUCCCGAAAGCUCAUCGCAUUUUCUUCGAUCGCUUCCUCAGCGACAACCGCUGGGCCAGAUUUCGAUACAUCGCGAGCAGGGGAAGACGGCCCCUGAGCUACUGCUGCUGGACGCGGAGAACACCAUCAGCACUUUUAAAAAUGGGCUGUGACGAAAAGCGGGAGCCGGCUGGCGGAAUGUUGCGCAUUAAGGAUAUACCCGAGCUGACGCAGGACCACUGUCGGAUGCGCGAUCCGGCCAAGGUGGAGCGCAUCAUUAACGAGUUCGUCCUGGGUGGACCGGAACGCAUGCAAAUCGUGUCUGACUUUGACUACACCAUUACCAAACAGAGGACAGAGGACGGCGGCGCGGUACCCAGCAGCUUUGGCAUCUUCAACGCCUGCCAGUCGCUGCCGGAGAACUUCAAGGAAGAGACGGACAAGCUGUACCACAAGUACCGCCCCAUUGAGAUUGAUCCGCACAUGCCAAUCUCUGAGAAGGUCCAGUAUAUGAUCGAGUGGUGGACCAAGUCCGGGGAACUCACCAGCGGGUUCGCCUUCGAUCAAUCGGAAAUAGAUCAGAUAGCCGAGAAGUACAAGCAUGCGCUACGUGACCGCACACACGAGUUCUUUGCGGACCUGCAGCGCCUGGACAUUCCCACGCUCGUUUUCUCAGCCGGACUGGGCAACUCGGUGGUCUCUGUGCUGCGACAGGCAAAUGUGAUGCACCCCAACGUGAAGGUGGUAUCCAAUUUCUUGCAGUUCCGCGACGGACUCCUUGAUGGCUUUCAGCAGCCGAUGAUUCAUACCUUCAACAAGAACGAGACUGUACUUGGAGGCAGCGAAUACUACGACCUAGUGCACAACCGGGAUCACAUCAUUGUGAUGGGCGACUCCCUCGGCGAUGCUGACAUGGCGGCUGGUGUUCCAGCCUCCUCGCACAUUAUGAAGAUUGGUUUUCUGUUCGAUCACGUGGAGGCCAAUAUGGACAAGUACAUGGACACCUUCGACAUAGUCCUAGUGGACGACCAGACCAUGGAUGUGCCCAGAACCCUGCUGGCCCUCAUUGAGAAGCAGCACCAGCUGAACCUACUGGCCGGCAAGCAGAGCUCGCUGUAGGUGCAGGCCGUAAGGGAGGAGGAGGCAUACGCGGUCUUAAAAGUACUCGAAGCCCCGUUCCUGCUCUCUCAUUAGCAGGAAGGCGGUUGCUAACUGGAAAACAACAGAAGCUACUAAUUAGGUGGUUUAGGUUUAGCCAUUUUACUCAUUUACGAAUGAAUGUGUAUAUUUCAUGUAUUCAGUCAUAUAUUAAAGACAACGUGUUGCUUUGCAAAACCGA